AGCAACGAGUACAUCUUCACGCUGAUGGUGGAGGAGAGCCCCGGCGUCCUGCUGGGGCUGCGCUACGCCCCCGACAAGCUCCACUUCCUCUUCUGGAGCCAGGAGCGCUCCGGCGGCUGGCAGACCCGCGUCACCUUCCCCAACGUGUCCCUCUCCGACAACCGCUGGCACACGCUCGUCCUGGCUGUCUCCGGCCAGUCCUUCUCCUUGACGGUGGACUGCAGCAUCCCCAGAGAUGUGGUGGUGGAGACACCAUUCCCAGCCUCGCUGUCGGUGAGGAGAGCCAGUUUCUACCUGGGCAACAGGCGGAGAAGGAAAGGCGUGUUCACGGGCUUGCUGAGGCAGCUUGUCCUGCUGCCAGGAGCUGAUGCCACCCCCCGGAUAUGCCACGCCAUGAACUUCAAAGUAGCAGCGCUGUCUGUCCCCAGUGUCCUCCAGGAUGUCCCCGUGAAGCCAGUGAGCAACGAGGUGCUCAAAUACCCCUACGAGACCGACAUGAAAGUGACCCUGGGGGCCCGGCCACGCUGCUCCAAGCAGGAGAAGGCGCGGUUCUGGUUUAACGCGUCCCAGCGAGGGCUGUACCUCUGCAACGGCAGCACCUGGGUCUCCAUGCUGGAAG
Cyanistes caeruleus (blue tit) is the source of this 619-nucleotide messenger RNA. NCBI's taxonomy places the organism in Eukaryota, Metazoa, Chordata, Aves, Passeriformes, Paridae. The record is from RefSeq and is a predicted model, not a curated record.